GGAAAAAGAUAUUUCAGCGCGGCCACCGCAAAUCACCUUCAGAUUUUGACCUUAAAUAUGGCAGGGACACAACUCCUCCAAGCUCACCGCUGAAAGAGAGUAGAAUAAAUGAUGCUGCCACGUCACAGCCUCAGUUUCCUCUUGACCCUGAGUGCUGGGAGGUUGACCCAGUUGUACACAAGGAGUUCAUCAUGUGGAAACAAAACCCUGUUCUAGAUCAGUCGGAUCCUUUCAUGCAGCGUAUUUAUGCGGAAGAUAUAGAUCUGUGCAUGGCAUUUCCCAAUUCCACAUUAGCCCACCGAGUUCAGAGAGCCAUUGAGGAUAACGAUGUCUUUAUCGAAGAGGUGAAUCCAAGGCAGAAAAGCAGUUGCCCCAAAGUUGACCCAGAUGACACCAGGAAGUGUGUUCUGCUGGAUGUUCCACGCUUCUGCAAGUAUCGAUUCAGGCUUGGGGAAUCAGAUGAUACCUGGUAUUACAUUUCACAGUUGGCAAGGAAUAGGAUUAUUGCCAUCUGUGACUUCCUCAACUACUUGCGCUACAUUAAGCUUGGUCUAGUCAAGAGUUCAAUUCAUGACAUGUACUGGGAGAUUGUAAAGCUUCGGCGGCAGAUGGCUCUGGCUCGACUUGGAUUUUAGUUUAUUUAUCAACUGGUACAGCCACAUUACAUUACAACAGAAGACUAUAUAGGAAGAGACUCAAUGAAGAUAGAUCUUAAAGAAUUUUUGUACUGAUGAUUAUUGUUAUUGGUAUAUUACUAUUAUUAUCAUUUUAUUAUUAUUUUUAUUAUUAUUAUUAUCACUUAUUAUUUUUAUUAUCAUUACCGUCAUUACUACAACUACUA
Molecule: messenger RNA, 841 nt
Organism: Penaeus vannamei (Pacific white shrimp)
Lineage: Eukaryota; Metazoa; Arthropoda; Malacostraca; Decapoda; Penaeidae
Source: RefSeq, a predicted model, not a curated record